CACACACACACACAUACGCAACACUUCGUACUGCGCUUUCUGAAGGCGGAGUUGAGACCAAUAAAUUGCUCCACGAAACAACGGUGAAGUCAGUAGUAGCGCUCACUUUCACUGGAGUAAAGAGUUUUAUUUUCCUGUGUGUCUCGGGAGCCAGGAGAACUAACGACUCGUGGUAGGUGUUGUUGGAAUCAAAAUGAAGCGCCUCUUCUUGUUUUGUCUGUAUGCGCUGGUGACCCUGUACGGUCAUAAGGGCGUGCUUGCCCAGCCUCCCUCCUACGGUGAACGGGGCUCUGAUCUUGGCAUACAGGUGUUCCAGCAAGUGGUGCGCAACAAGCCCCUGGAAAAUGUGGUGCUCUCGCCUCACGGAGUGGCUUCCAUCCUCGGCAUGCUGCUGCCGGGGGCCAACGGGGAAACGCGGAAGCAAGUCCUUAAUGGGCUCCGUUACAAGAAAAAUGGCCCGUACAAGAUGCUGAGGAAGCUACACAAGAACUUGACGACCAAGUCCAACCAGGAUGUUGUGCUGAUUGCCAACGGCAUGUUCAGCCAGAAGGGUUUCCCCAUGGAGGAGAGCUUUGUGAAAACCAACAACGACAACUUUCAGUGUGAGAUGAGGGGCCUGGACUUCAGCAACCCCAAUGCUGCGGCAGAUGAAAUCAAUAAGUGGGUCAACAAUAAGACCAAAGGUCACAUCCCCAGCUUGAUCAAAGCAGACAUGCUGGAUUCUGCUCUGACCCGCCUGGUCGUUGUCAACUCCAUCUACUUCAAAGGCUUGUGGAAGUCCCGCUUCCAGCCCGAGAACACCAAGAUGAGACCUUUCACCGGGGGAGACGGGAAUGUAUACAAGGUCCCAAUGAUGUCUCAGCUGUCGAUCUUCAACAUAGGCAUUGCCACCACUCCUCAGGGUCUCAAAUACAAGGUAAUCGAGCUACCCUACCACGGGAAUGUCAUCAGCAUGCUGAUCGUCGUGCCCGUCGAAGAGGAAACGCCUCUGUCUACUCUCAUCCCACACAUCAGCACGGCCACAGUGAAGAGCUGGACUACGCUAAUGCACUCAAGGAAAGUCCGCCUCUUCAUCCCCAAGUUCACUGCAGACGCAGAGGUAGAUUUGAAAGCACCACUGUCUGCACUGGGAAUAACAGACAUGUUCGAUCAGGCCAAAGCCGACUUCAGACACCUGAGUUCUGAACCUGUGUAUGUAUCCAAGGCGCUCCAGAAAGCCAAAAUUAUUGUGAAUGAAGAUGGAACAAAAGCAGCAGCUGCCACUACUGCUAUUUUGUUGGCACGGUCCUCCCCACCAUGGGUUUCAGUGGACAGACCUUUCCUCUUCCUCAUCAGACAUAACACGACAGGUACCAUUCUCUUUAUGGGCCAGAUCAACCAGCCUUGAGGCCUGCCAACAUCACUUGGUAGCACAGGAAAUGCUUCUCCAUUGCCACGCAUGAACAAACGAGUACACACGAACACACUUUGCUGUAGACUUAUGUACAAUGUGGACAUAUGAUGUUAUUUGUUUUAAAUAUUGCUUUUUAUGUUACCCACUUUCUGUGAUGCAUAACAUGGUGUUUCGCAGACUGCGUUUUGAAGCUGUUUUAAUUUUUUUGUAUACUUUUUUUGAAUUUAUUACAUUUUUAAAUGACUUUGAAUGUCGUUUGUGUAUUUUUCUCAACUCUGGAGUAGGGUAAUCAGUUUAUUUAUCAUGUCACAGUUUCAGUUUAAAAGUUCACCUAUUCAAGACGUAUAACUCCAGUCUGUAUUUAGUUUCACUCCUCAUCUUGAAGACUUUGCACUCAUCUACUGUGUGAUGAUGAUUUCCCUGGAUGAGGAAGUCUUCUGUUUUCAUACUUGCUUCACAUUUGAAAAAAUAAAUACACAUAUUUAUAACAUCA
Messenger RNA from Mugil cephalus (flathead mullet), 1886 nucleotides. RefSeq names its product serpin peptidase inhibitor, clade E (nexin, plasminogen activator inhibitor type 1), member 2 (gene serpine2). NCBI's taxonomy places the organism in Eukaryota, Metazoa, Chordata, Actinopteri, Mugiliformes, Mugilidae. The record is from RefSeq and is a predicted model, not a curated record. Bases 194 to 1387 code for a protein of 397 amino acids. The transcript is spliced from 9 exons. Gene Ontology annotation, biological process: negative regulation of endopeptidase activity; negative regulation of plasminogen activation. Gene Ontology annotation, molecular function: serine-type endopeptidase inhibitor activity.